GAUUUCUUUCCAUUAAUUUGUCCUCGAUCAUCAAUUGAAUGAAGUGGAUGGUAAGAAAGAAGAAAUCUGUAAUUUUUUUUUUACAUUUGUUGCACAUAUGGGUACAGGAAUUCAUUUGAAUGUUGAUCGCAUUUAAAAGUUUAAAAGUUUUUCCUGUUCUUAGGCUGAUGUUUGUUAUUCUUUAUAUUCAUCAAUCGUUUGUACAAGAAGAUCAAUGAACUUUUGUGGUGAAUAGAAUUUGGUUCUUAAGAUUUUCUUCUUUUUUUUUGUCCACAAUUUUUUUGAACAAUUGAAAUUCAUCAACUUUUUUUUUGUUUGAAUCAAAAAUCCAUAAAGAUCACCAUUUUUGUUCAUUUAUAUUCAAGAAGAUAAUCAAAGUUUCUUUUUACGGUGAGGAAAAAACAAACAAACAAACAAAAAAAAAAAAAAAUAAAAAUGGACACCAAUGGUGGUGGUAAUAAUUCUUCAUCAUCAUCAACAAAUACUAUACGAAGACGUGAACGUAAACGUUCACAAAGUUUAACAAAUGAUAAUCAUCUUUAUGAAAUAAUACGAAUGAAUCAACCGGAUAAACCGAUCCAUCAAUAUAGAGAUUCAUUAUUUAGUUCAUCCAGUGGUUUCAAUAAUUUUCGUGGAUUCUUUACAUUGGCACUCAUAUUGCUAGUAUUAGCUACGUUACGUGUUGCUUUAGAGAAUGUGAUCAAAUAUGGUAUACUCAUCAAUUAUUCACAGAUAUUUUGGCUAUUUUUUAGCCAUACAUCCAUUUGGCCAACAAUCAUUUCAUUGAGUCUUUUAAAUAUUUUUAUUUAUUUUUCUUAUUGGAUUGAAAAACUUCUUAGUAAGAAUCAAAUCAAUCCAAACAAAGCAACAUAUAUAAUAUGGCUAAAUCUAGCAUCAGUUCUGUUAUGGCCAAUUGUAGCCGUAUUUACAAUACCAACACAUGUUGUUGCUGCAUCAUCAUUUUCGAUGAUGUAUUUGAUUGUAUGGCUAAAAUUAUAUUCAUAUCAUAGCGUCAAUUAUUGGUGCCGAUUACAUCAGAAAAAGACCCAUAAACGCCAUAAUAGUGGUGAUUCACGUCAAUGGAAUAAUCAUCAACAUCAACAUCAAAAUGAUAAUCAUCAUCAUCAUCAUACAGAUGUAACGACAGCAAUCAAUCAACAAUUGGUUCAAUAUCCGGACAAUCUAACCAUUUCGGACAUUUAUUAUUUCAUUUGUGUGCCGACUCUUUGUUAUGAAUUAAAUUUUCCCCGUACCGAACGAAUUCGUAAACGAUUUCUAUUUAAACGUCUAUUUGAAGUGAUAUUUUUAACUCAACUUAUAUUGGCCUUGAUACAGCAAUGGAUGGUGCCUACAAUUCACAAUUCAUUGAAACCAUUGCAAGAGAUGGAUUAUUUUCGUAUGCUCGAACGGUUAUUGAAAUUAUCGAUACCAAAUCAUGUUAUCUGGUUAAUUUGGUUUUACACCUAUUUUCAUUCAUUCCUGAAUUUAAUUGGUGAAAUUCUUCGUUUCGGUGAUCGACAAUUCUAUAAGGAUUGGUGGAAUGCAGAAUCAUUACUAUAUUUUUGGAAAAAUUGGAACAUACCCGUACAUCAUUGGUGUGUGCGACAUCUAUAUGUACCAUUAUUGAAACGUGGUUAUUCGAAAAUAACGGUUACAACAAUUGUUUUUCUUAUGUCUGCCAUAUUUCAUGAAUAUCUUGUAUCGGUACCGUUAUGUAUGUUUCGAUUUUGGGCAUUUACCGGUAUGGCCAUGCAGAUACCAUUUGUAUUUGUUAUACAUACAGGAUUCUUUCAAGGACAUUAUGCUAAUAUGUUUGUAUGGUUUUCAUUGAUAAUUGGCCAACCAUUAUGUAUACUUGCCUGUUAUCAUGAUUAUUAUGUUGUUCAUCAUGCUGUAAAUUAAAUAUUAUAUAUAUUGUGUGUUGUUUAUUAUAAUAAA
Molecule: messenger RNA, 1938 nt
Organism: Dermatophagoides farinae (American house dust mite)
Lineage: Eukaryota; Metazoa; Arthropoda; Arachnida; Sarcoptiformes; Pyroglyphidae
Product: diacylglycerol O-acyltransferase 1
Biological process (GO): triglyceride biosynthetic process
Cellular component (GO): endoplasmic reticulum membrane
Molecular function (GO): diacylglycerol O-acyltransferase activity
Source: RefSeq, a predicted model, not a curated record